AUGAGGAUCGGCGUGAAAGAUUCCACCAUGGUGAGGCCAGCGGCGGAGACGCCGAUGAAAAGCCUGUGGAACUCCAACGUGGACCUGGUGGUGCCGAACUUCCACACCCCCAGCGUGUACUUUUACCGGCCGACCGGGGCGAUGAACUUUUUCGACGCUACCGUGCUCAAAGACGCGCUCAGCCGUGCACUGGUGUCGUUCUAUCCCAUGGCUGGUAGGUUGAAGAGAGAUGAAGAUGGCCGCAUAGAGAUUGACUGUAAUGGUGAAGGAGUGCUGUUCGUGGAGGCGGACUCUGACGGGACAGUGGAUGAUUUCGGCGACUUUGCUCCGACGCUGGAGCUCCGCCGCCUUAUUCCGGCUGUGGAUUAUUCUCAACCAAUAUCGACGUAUCCACUUCUGGUGUUACAGUUCACAUAUUUCAAGUGUGGAGGAGUCUCCCUAGGCGUUGGAAUGCAACAUCAUGUAGCAGAUGGAUUUUCUGGUCUUCAUUUUAUCAAUACAUGGUCCGAUAUGGCCCGUGGUCUAGACAUUACCGUCUCGCCUUUCAUCGACCGGACUCUCCUCCGUGCACGUGAUCCACCCCAGCCACAGUUCAAGCACAUCGAGUACCAGCCUCCUCCGGCCAUGAAAACCCCUUCUCAAAAUAACCCUAAAUCUGAUCCCGAUACGGUUGUUUCGAUAUUCAAACUAACUCGUGCCCAACUCAAUGUCCUAAAAUCCAAGUCGAAGGAUGAGGAAAACACGAUUUCCUAUAGCUCGUACGCAAUGUUGGCAGGGCAUGUAUGGCGUUGUACGUGUAAUGCACGAGGACUUCCCGAGGAUCAGGAAACAAAGCUUUACAUUGCAACCGAUGGGCGUUCUAGGCUGCAACCUCCACUCCCCGAGGGAUAUUUUGGGAAUGUGAUAUUCACAGCCACUCCUAUUGCAGUAGCUGGUGAUCUCCAAUCAAAGCCCAUAUGGUACGCUGCGAGUAAAAUUCACGAUGCUUUAGCUCGAAUGGACAACGAUUACUUGAGAUCUGCUCUCAAUUACUUGGAAUUGCAACCGGAUCUUAAGGCCCUUGUUCGUGGUGCACAUACUUUUAGGUGUCCAAAUCUUGGAAUAACAAGUUGGGUUCGGCUGCCAAUCCACGAUGCAGACUUCGGUUGGGGUAGGCCGAUCUUUAUGGGACCCGGUGGGAUAGCCUACGAAGGUUUGAGUUUUGUAUUGCCUAGUCCAGAAAACGACGGGAGCUUAUCUGUUGCGAUUUCGCUUCAAACGGAACACAUGAAAGUUUUUGAGAAGCUGUUGUAUGACAUUUGA
Molecule: messenger RNA, 1302 nt
Organism: Fraxinus pennsylvanica
Lineage: Eukaryota; Viridiplantae; Streptophyta; Magnoliopsida; Lamiales; Oleaceae
Source: the annotation of a GenBank genome assembly